Molecule: messenger RNA, 580 nt
Organism: Anopheles coluzzii
Lineage: Eukaryota; Metazoa; Arthropoda; Insecta; Diptera; Culicidae
Gene: Pfdn4
Product: probable prefoldin subunit 4
Exons: 2
Coding region: 126-542 (138 amino acids)
Biological process (GO): protein folding
Cellular component (GO): cytoplasm; prefoldin complex
Source: RefSeq, a predicted model, not a curated record
AAAAAGAAUAGCAACAAGAACAACAGAACACACGGUAGAAAUCUCCUCGCAAUAGUUUUCCCCUCCUGAACACCGGGUUUUGCAGCAGGUUGAACUAGUGAACAUUAAAAUAAAUUUGUUUCGCCAUGAGUGCAAAAGUAGAAACAAAGUCGAAAGGCACCUUUCAACCGGACUCAGAUGUUCACAUCACCUACGAAGACCAGAUGAAGAUAAAUAAGUUCGCCAACUACAACGCGAAGGUGGAGGAUCUGAAGGAGGAGCUGCGCAUCAAACAGAACGAGCUGAAAAAUCUCGAAGAAGCGGGCGACGAAAUAGAGCUGCUGGACGACGACGUACAGAUCCCGUUCCUGAUGGGGGACGUGUUUCUCUCGCACGAUCAGGCCAAAACGCUCGAGCUGCUGGCGGAAGCGAAGGAGCGCAAAAAGAAGGAAAUCAACGGCAUCCAGCAGACCAGCCGCGAUCUGCAGCAGAAGAUGAGCGACCUGAAGGGUUACCUGUACGGUCGGUUCGGCAGCAAUAUUCAUUUGGAAAAUGAUGAAUAAACAACAGGCACGGGGGGAUGCGGUAUGGUAAAAUUGUA